Molecule: messenger RNA, 3433 nt
Organism: Neofelis nebulosa (Clouded leopard)
Lineage: Eukaryota; Metazoa; Chordata; Mammalia; Carnivora; Felidae
Product: small vasohibin-binding protein-like
Exons: 1
Coding region: 971-1171 (66 amino acids)
Biological process (GO): negative regulation of protein ubiquitination; protein secretion
Cellular component (GO): apical part of cell
Source: RefSeq, a predicted model, not a curated record
AUAAAAUGACAAAAAAAAAAAAAAAAGCAGUGAUAAAAAUUUUUAAAGCACCAAGUGAGAAAAAGACAAUUACAUACAAAGGAAACUCCAUAAGGCUAUCAGUGGGUUUUUCAGCAGAAACAUUACAGGCUAGAAAGGAGUGGCAUGAUAUAUUCAAAGAGGUGAAAGGGAAAAAAUUUCAGCCAAGAAUACUUUCUCCAUCAAGGCAACUAUUCAGAAUAGAAGGAGAGAUAGAAUUUCUCAAACAAAAACCAAAGGAGUUCAUGACCACUAAACCAGCCCUACAGGAAAUAUUAAAGGGGACUCUUUGAGUGGAAAGGAAAGACCAUAAGUGAGAGUAUGAAAAGUAAAAAAACAAAGGCAGUAAAAAUAAGUAUUUCUGUAAAAAUCAGUCAAGAGAUUCAUAAAAUAAAAGUAUAUAAAAUAUGACAACAUAUACCUAAAAGGUGAUGGGGAGAGGAGUAAAGAAUGAGCUCAAGCUAACACAACCAUCAAACUGAUAUAGACAGAAGAUGCUAUACACAACCCUAAUGGUAACCAUAAAUCCAAAAUCAGUAAUAGAUAUGCAAAGAAUAAAGAGAAGAGAAUCCAAGUAUAUCACUAAAAAAAAGCUGACUAAUCAUAAGAGAAGAGAGCCAAGGAAGAAAGGAACAAAGAACUACAAAAACAACCAUGAAGCAAGUAACAAAAUGCCAAUAAAUACAUAUCUAUCAAUAAUUACUUUGAAUGUAAAUGCGCUAAAUGCUUCAUUCAAAAGACACAGGACAACAGAGUGGAUUAAAAAAAUAAUAAUAAUAACAAGACCCCCCAAAAAGACCCAUCUAUAUGCUGUGUACAAGAGACUCAUUUCAGACUGAAAGACAUCUGCAGAUUGAAAGUGAAGGGAUGGAGCCCCACCCAAUCAGAGGCACAGCAGGCUCAUGACUCCAGGCCUGGACGUCAGAGCUAAGAAGUGUUCAGAACCCAAGUCAUGGAUCCACCUAUGCGUAAAGAAAAUUCCAAAGUUAAACAACCUGUCAGCAAAGUUGAGAAGGCCAAGCAGAAAUCAGCCCAGCAGGAGCUGAAGCAAAGACAAAGAGCAGAGAUCUAUGACCUCAACAGAGUCAUGACAGAACCUGAGCAGCAAGAGUUCAAUGAGUUCUGUAAACAGAUGCAGCCGUCUGGAGAGUGAGCCACUCCUUGUUCAAACUAGAUGGGACCCCAGAGGCUUUGUCUGUCAGCUUGUUACUAGUUUUAGGCUGAGAUGGUUCAUUUGGAACAGUACAGAACUAGACAGGAAGACAUUUGUGUUAUCCCUAAAACUGGAUAAAUCUGAACUUACUGCAUGUAACGUUGGCUUCACUGAUUCCUCCAGUCUGAAUUAUCUCAGUACUUACUGAAGAGACUUGUUUUAUUCUUCUUAGACAAUAGAUUUUUUAUGUUUCUGUUGUUUGAGAAAAAUCAGUGUUUCUUGUGAAACUGUAGAUCUUCUCCAAAAGUAUAAAUAAAAUACUAAUAAAAAAAAAAGUGAGGGCAUGGAGAAACAUUCAGUAUGCAAAUGGAUGCCAGAAGAAAGCUAGGAUAGCAAGUCUUAUAUUGGAACAAAUAGAUUGUAAAACAAUGAAUGUAACAAGAGACAAAAAAGGACACUAUUUGUUAAUAAAGGGGACAAUCUAACAAGAGGGUAUAAUAAUUGUAAAUAGUUAUUCACCCAACAUGGAAAUACCCAAAUACAUAAAACAGUUAAUACCAAACAUAAAGGAAUUAAUUUAUAGUAAUAAAAUAAUAGUAGGGGACAUUAACACUCCACUUACAUCAUCCAAACAUAAAAUCAACAAAAAAACAGUGGCUUUGAAUGACACACUGGACAGAUGGAUGUAACAGACAUAUUCAGAGCAUUCCAUCAUAAAACAGCAGAAUACACAUUCUUUUCAAAUACACAUGGAACAUUCUCCAGAACAGAUCACAUAUUAGGCCACAAAACAAGUCUCAACAAAUUCAAAAAAAAAAAAAUCUAAGUUAUACCAUGCAUCUUUUCUGACCACAAUGCUAUGAAACUAGAAAAAGAAAAAAAUCUGAAAAGACCACAAAUACAUGGAGUUUAAAUAACAUGCUACUAAACAGUGAAUGGGUCAACCAAUAAAUCAAAAUAAAUAAAUAAGUAAAUUACAUGGAAACAGAUGAAAAUGAAAACACAACAUCCUAAAUCUUUGGGAUGCAGCAAAAGUGGUUCUAAGAGGGAAGUUCGUAGCAUCAUGGGCCCACCUCAAGAAGCAAGAAAAACCACAAACAACCUAAUCUUACACCCAAAGGAGCUAAAGAAAAAACAAGCAAAACCCAAACCCAGCAAAAGGAAGGAAAUAAUAUAAGAUUAGAGCAGAAAUAAAUGAUAUAAAAACUAUAAAUAAAUACAUAAAUAAAUAAAUAAAUAAAUAAAUAAAUAAAUAAAACCAGGAGAGAGAGAGAGAAAGAGAGACAAUGCAGUUAAAAUCACCAGUGAAAGGGGUGCCUGGGUGGCUCAGUUGGUUAAGUGUCUGACUUCCACUCAGGUCAUGAUCUUACCACUCAUGAGUUUGAGCCCCACGUCGGGCUCUGUGCUGACAGCUCAGAGCCUGGAGCCUGCUUUAGAUUCUGUGUCUCCCUCUCUCUCUGUCCCUCCCCCACUGGUGCUCUGUCUGUCUCUCAGAAAUAAAUAAAUGUUAAAUUUUUUUUUAAAAAAAUCACCAGUGCAAGAGGAGAAAUAACAAUCAACACCACAGAAACACAAAAUAAUUGUAACAAUAUUAUGAAAAUAAAACAUAUAUGCCAACAAAUGGGAUAACUUAGAAGAAAUGGAUAAAUUCCUAGAAACAUAUACCCUCUAAAACAAAAGCAAGAAGAAAUAGAAAAUUUGAACAGACCAAUUACCAACAACAAAAUUGAAUCAGUAAUCAAAAAUUCCCAAAAAACAAAAAGUCCAGUACCAGACAGCUUCACAGACAAAUUCUACCAGAAGUUUAAAGAAGAGUUAAUACUUUUUCUUCUCAAACUAUUCCAAAAAAUAGAAGGGAAAGGGAAACUUCCAAAUUCAUUCUAUGAGGCCAGUAUCACCCUGAUAGCAAACCCAGUUAAAGACACCACAAAAAGGAAAAAAAAAAAAAAGGAUUACAGGCCAAUAUCUCUCAUGAAUAUAGAUGCAAAAAUUCCUAACAAAAUAAGCAAGCCAAAUUCAACAAUACAUUAAAAAAAAAAACCCUACACCACGAUUAAGUGUGCAUCCCUAGGAUGCAAGUGUCAUUCAAUAUUUGCAAAAAAUCAAUGGUAUGUCACAUGAAGAAGGGAAAGAAUAUGAUCAUUUCAAUAGAUGCAGUAAAAGCAUUUGACAAAGUACAACAUCCAUUCGUGACAAAAACCCUCAAUAAAGUAGGUUUAGAGGGAACAUAUCUCAACAUAAUAAAGGCCUUAUAUGAAAAAC